AUGUACGGUAUACUGCUCAUCAUCGGGCUGUUCGGCGUGUUUUGGCUGCUUUGGGCCUGGAUAAACCUCUACCUGAUCCUAUUUUGGCCGCCGUUAUGGACGAUUGAAUCUGCACAGGACCCUGCCAUUGACCCCUUCUACAGCCCUCCUCCUGGGUUUGAGGGAACGACACCAGGAACCAUUCUUCGCCAUCGCCGGGUAGCCGCCUCGUUUUUCGGCAUCGCCCCCAACCGGGUCCAAGCAUUCCAACUCUUGUAUCGCACCACUGCAGUCGAUGGUAGUCCUAUUUUCACCGUCACGACGAUAUUCAGACCCUUUACGGCGAAAUCAGAUCGGUUCAUCUCCUUCCACACUGCCUACGACAGCGCUUCCGUCAGCUGCGACCCCAGCUAUCAGUACCAGUUCGGCGCUCUACAAACGGACAUGAUACCGUCCCUUGAAAUGUUCUUUAUACAACGAUACAUCGCACAAGGGUAUAUUGUUGCGUCCCCCGACCAUGAAGGACCGGACGCUGCUCUGGCAGCCGGACGUGUAGCAGGGAUGUCUGUGCUGGAUGGGAUGCGCGCUGUCAUCAAUUUCCGGAAUAUACUCCGUAUCAUAAUCGAUACGCCUGCGAUUGUCGGGGUCGGAUAUUCCGGUGGUGCAAUAGCAACAGGAUGGGCUGCCUCUCUCCAGUCGUCGUACGCUCCUGAAUUGAAUAUCAAGGGAUGGGUUCAAGGUGGCACUCCUGCAAACCUCUCCGGGACAUUCUAUCACCUGGAUAACAGCACGUUUAGUGGGUUUCUCUCAGCAGCAAUCGAUGGACUGUGUAAGCCCAGUGCAUAUAGCGCACAGCUGCAGCCUGUGAUUGAUAGCAUUAUCACCGAUGAAGGCCGGGAGCUUCUGGACUACGCGAACUCCCAUUGCGUUGUCGCAGACUUGGUCCAUUUUUAUAACAAGUCCAUGUUCUCACCAGAUAUCCAGACACUUGGGCCUGACCUCCUGCAGCAGGACACUAUUGCAGCUGUUCUCGAUCACAAUCGGCUCGGCGCAAAUCAAAACGAGGUACCGGUGGCUCCGGUGUUUGUCUACCAUGGUCUGCAGGACGAGAUCAUCCCAUACGCUGAUGUACUAGCAAUGGUCGAUUUCUGGUGUGCGAACGGAGCUACCGUGGUGUUUACGACGUUUACUGAUGAUGGCCAUGCGAGGGCCCUCCUCAGUAGCAUACCGGAGACCACAGACUUCAUUCAAAGAGCAUUUGAAGGGACGGUUCCAGACGGCUGCUCCCGGAAUACAAUACCACCGGCUCCUAAGUGUGCUACGCCUGUAGUAAAAGGCUCGGGGGAAGGCGAAUCGUCCCCAGAAGCGAUAGCUCAAUUCUAG
Aspergillus puulaauensis is the source of this 1362-nucleotide messenger RNA. RefSeq lists its product as uncharacterized. Gene Ontology annotation, biological process: lipid catabolic process. Bases 1 to 1362 code for a protein of 453 amino acids. The transcript has a single exon. The record is from RefSeq and is a predicted model, not a curated record. Gene Ontology annotation, molecular function: triacylglycerol lipase activity. Lineage: Eukaryota; Fungi; Ascomycota; Eurotiomycetes; Eurotiales; Aspergillaceae.